This is a messenger RNA of Synchiropus splendidus (mandarinfish), 2687 nucleotides long. It is a transcript of the gene slc41a2b, whose product is annotated as solute carrier family 41 member 2b. Gene Ontology annotation, cellular component: plasma membrane. Gene Ontology annotation, molecular function: monoatomic cation transmembrane transporter activity. The transcript has 11 exons. Gene Ontology annotation, biological process: monoatomic cation transport. Lineage: Eukaryota; Metazoa; Chordata; Actinopteri; Syngnathiformes; Callionymidae. The record is from RefSeq and is a predicted model, not a curated record. Bases 275 to 1975 code for a protein of 566 amino acids.
UCACUUUUCGGCACCCGAUAGUAUUUUGAUGUAUUUACGUGACAGAGUGGUACGUCUUCUCAGACUAGACUAUCGCCAGUGGCAGGCUGCGCUGUGACGCGGCGCUCCGGCUGGAGGUUGUCAGGGAGGAACACUCGCAUCUCUAACCGAGCCGUGUAUGGCUCUCCAGCCAAUGAUGGAUUCCUCACCUGAGCCGAUGUAAACAGAUUAAGUUGUUGACAUCAGCCUCAGACUGGAGGACAGGAGAUGAAACAGUGCGGUUUCAGACAACAACAUGAGUAUUCAGAGUCUAGGGGGAGCGAUAGGCGAGUCCCUGGGCUCUAGCCUGUCAGUGCGUAUGAGCGGAGGUGGCGGCUGGAGUUCCCUCGCUCUCAAGUCUUCUGGACGGAUCACCUCUCUGCUCAACACCAUGGUCCCCACUGGCUACAUGAAGCUGCAGGAGGAGCGGCUGUCAAUGGUGGAUCUCGGACCUAAACCGGAGUCCAACCUGCACCAGAAUGGCUACAGACAAGAGACUACCCACAUAGACAGCCGCCGGAUCCUGGACCGGGCCUCUAGAUCCUCACUGUCAUUAUCAGACUGUGGGGAUGGAGCUUAUUCUGAACUGGAGCCCAUGUUGGCAGAGAGGAGGCUCUCUGGGGAGGAAGCGGAUGAAGAGGCAAAGGAAGAUGAGGAGCAAGGGCUGGCGACCUCGGAGCCCAACAUGCCAAAGGAGUCUCCACUUGCCAUGGCUUUGCAAAUAUUGGUGCCUUUUCUACUGGCUGGAUUUGGGACUGUCUCUGCUGGGAUGGUGCUGGAUGUAGUUCAGCACUGGGAAGCGUUUCAGUACAUCACCGAAAUCUUCAUCCUGGUUCCGGCGCUGCUCGGCCUGAAGGGAAACCUCGAGAUGACUCUGGCAUCCAGACUCUCAACAGCGGUGAACGUUGGCAAGAUGGAUUCUCCCAUCGAGAAGUGGAAUCUAAUAAUAGGCAACCUGGCGCUGAAACAGGUCCAGGCCACUGUUGUGGGCUUCAUGGCAGCUGUAGCAGCUGUGGUUCUGGGCUGGAUCCCAGAGGGGAAGUUCCAGAUGAGCCACGCAGUGCUGCUGUGCUCCAGCAGUGUGGCCACGGCCUUCAUCGCUUCCAUGCUGCAGGGGUUCAUCAUGGUGGGUGUGAUUGUGGGCUCCAAGAAGACGGGUAUUAAUCCAGACAACGUGGCCACACCCAUCGCGGCCAGUUUCGGUGACCUCAUCACUCUGGCCAUCCUGGCCUGGAUCAGCCAGGGACUCUACAAGUGCCUCGAUUCCUACCCGUACGUUUCAUCGCUGGUUUGUGCCUUCUUCAUGUGUCUGACCCCGCUGUGGAUCGUCGUCUCGUCUAAGCACCCGGCCAGCCGCACCCUGCUCUACUCCGGAUGGGAGCCAGUCAUCACUGCCAUGCUCAUCAGCAGCAUUGGAGGCCUCAUCCUGGACAAAACAGUGUCCGACCCGAAUUUGGCUGGAAUCGUGGUGUACACUCCAGUAAUCAAUGGUAUUGGAGGAAAUCUGGUUGCCAUCCAGUCCAGUCGGAUCUCCACUCACCUCCAUUUCCACUGUGCUCCUGGAGAAGUCCCAGACGAGGCCAAAGGCUGCUACUAUCCCUGCCGCACUUUCUUCGGCACAGGUGCUAAUCAUCGCUCGGCCCAGGUUCUCCUGCUUCUGGUCGUUCCCGGGCACCUGAUAUUCCUCUACACCAUCCACCUGAUGAAGAGCGGACACACCACGCUGACUCCCAUCUUCAUGUCCGUUUACCUGGCUGCUGCUCUGCUGCAGGUGUUGCUGUUGUUGUGCAUCGCAGACUGGAUGGUCCACUCCAUGUGGCGCAGUGGAAAAGACCCGGACAGUUUCUCCAUCCCCUACCUGACCGCGCUGGGGGAUCUGCUGGGCACCGCCCUGCUGGCCCUCAGCUUCCACUUCCUGUGGGUGAUCGGCGAUCAGGACAGUGACGUGGGAGACUGACGUGACACGUCCGCUUCUCUGCGGAUGUGGCCGGACUCUGUAGCACUUUUCCGUGCUGUUCCAAGCGCAUGACGGUUUUGGAUGGACUUGUUUUUUGUUUUUUUUUCUACUCUGCACAGACUCUGAUCCCACGAAGACUCUUCUCAUUUGAGAUUUAAUCUGCGUCAUUUGCACCAAAGGCCCUUUUAUUUAUUCCCCUGGAGCAGGAUGACACCAGCAGACACGUCGUCUCCUCUGUAGCAUCGUCUCUACCAGCAACGAAAGGGAACAAGAGCAUGACUUCUUUUGGUGGGAUUAUCACUUUGUUUAUGUUGUUAUUAAACUUGGAAACACAUGUGUGAAGUUAUUUCUGGGUUCUCAUCCAGAGGUGUGUUGAGGUUUUGGAUUCUUCAAGUCUUUUCUCUGUACCGAUAGGUGAGGUCUGGUGAGACAAAUGACUGACUGGGAAUGGUAACGCAGAAGAAAAAUAAUUGUAACAGCCUUCAAGUUCUAUUUAUGUAUAACAUUUGUCUUUGAUAGUGACAUUGUAUAAACUUUUUAUCCUACAAAUAAGAAUUAUUUUAAAUGGUCUGAAGAUUACAAAUUGUAUAAACAAAUUUUUAGAAAUCCUUUUUUUUUUAAGUUUAAAUACUUUGAGUUGGUACCAAAUAUAUUCUCAACAUACAAAGAUGAUGUUAAGAAUUAUAUAUUAAGAGCAGAACUGAAGUGUUUA